This is a messenger RNA of Radiomyces spectabilis, 1260 nucleotides long. RefSeq names its product ribonuclease H-like domain-containing protein. The transcript is spliced from 8 exons. Gene Ontology annotation, molecular function: nucleic acid binding; 3'-5' exonuclease activity. Bases 50 to 1078 code for a protein of 342 amino acids. NCBI's taxonomy places the organism in Eukaryota, Fungi, Mucoromycota, Mucoromycetes, Mucorales, Radiomycetaceae. The record is from RefSeq and is a predicted model, not a curated record. Gene Ontology annotation, biological process: nucleobase-containing compound metabolic process.
GGAUCAAUGUGACUCUUAUCUUUUUCUUUGCUUUUUCUUUCCGUUGGUCAUGAUCACCCGCUGUGCAUCGCGACUCAUCGGCACAGCUCAGCGAAUUCAAUCUCUAUCUCGAUCCCCUGUACUCAUGGCUCCCUUGGCAAACAAAAGGACCUACACCAGUGUCCCUCAUGAUCAAGUAACGGAAUCGGUGUCCGUAAAGGAAACGACGAUGACAUCGGUUGAAACUGAAGAGUCAUUGCAGCAAGCGAGAGAGGCCAAUAAGCUGAGGUUCAAGCAGUAUAUGAAAACUCUGGCUCCCCUGGCCUACCCCGUUCACUAUGUAUUGAAAUGCGUCUCUGAAAACGAUGCCAUUGAAGAGGCCAUUCAAGAUAUGCUAAACUCCGGAGAGAAAGCGUUUGGGUUCGAUAUGGAAUGGCCACCGACGUUUGUAAAAGGUGAAAAAGAGAAAAAGACAAGUUUGAUCCAAAUUUGCAGCAGCAACAAAAUUAUUUUAUUGCAAAUUGGAAGGUUAAAAGCCCUUCCUCCUGUUUUGUGCCAAUUUCUCGCGGAUCGAUCUAUUCUGAAAACCGGCGUAGGCAUUCGAGGCGACGCGUUAAAAUUACAUCGUGAUUACGGUGUAAUCACCAACGGUUUGGUAGAUUUAAGUACCAUGGCCCAUGAAUAUGGGAAAACUAAACUACAAUCCACGAAUCUACGAUCCUUGCAGGCCUUGUCAGCCUUAUUUUUGGAGCAACAGAUGCCUAAAGGAAAAGUGCGAUGUAGUAACUGGAACGCAGUCGAACUGACACCGAGGCAACAGGCGUAUGCGGCCAACGACGCAUACGCCUCAUACGCAUUGUACCAUGUAUUCAAAAACGUCCGUGAUGAAAUGAAAGCACCUCUCCCACCCAAGUAUAUAAUCCACAUCUCGGAUGAAACCCUGCCACCACCAAAAGCACCCACUACUGUAAAUAAGAAGACCACUGAACGAUCGGCAGCGAAUAACAAAGGCAUGCCGAAAGCUACCAUUACCGUGAUCAAACCCAAGUCCACGGUGGAAACGAAUGACCAACACCCCAAGAAAAAGCAAAAGCCAUAACUGUCCAGGACACCUAACAAUUUUUUUUUCGCCACUUUAUCCAAUCCUCCCCCCCUCAUAUACUCUAGACUUGCAGUAUAUCAUUGUACAAUAAGCAUUUACAAUAAGCAUUCGCAACACGUCUUAACAACAAGAUUAUUUUUGGCUUAUUACUGUUCAUUCUACAGUUGGCCGGGUUGUUG